AUGGCCGGACCAUCUAUUCCGUCUUCUUUGUCUGUCUCUUUUGCGCCUACGUUUGGGAGUUUCGGAGACUUCGCGUCGCUCGUUGGACUCAUAGCGUAUACUUACAAGUUUGUCGAGGGGUGCUAUCAAGCAGAUAAGGAGAAGAAGAGGAUGCUCACGUACCUCGACGACGUCAAGAAGGUUCUGCACUUGGCAGAAAAGCAGGUUGCUGCCACAUUCUCAGUCGCGUCGCUCCCACCUGAUGUUGCCGACGCCAUACGGGGGCCGCUCAAAGCCUGCUCCGAUGCCAUCCGGCAGUUUCUCCUGAAGUUAACUACUAAGCAUCCCCCGAAGACCCGACUCGUCCGUGAAGUCAACGCGGUACUACGGCAGGCCAUGGACCCAGUUGUUUGGACGAUGUUCCAUCGGAAGGAGGCGAGCAGGCUGCGGAGAUCGAUCCAAGAGCAGAUUGACCUCGUACGCACAGUCAUGGAGUUGCAUAAUAUGAAACCUUCUUCGUCUACCGCCACGCGCGCCACACAAGUGAAGCCUGAGGCUUUUGUUGUCGAGAUGGGUAGGACGUCGUCGGGCAGUCCCGAGAGUAUCGGAAUUACGCUCAAUUUCCCCAUCGCCGGGCUGGGCCUCUUGCGGCGAAAACCCAGUCCCAAGCCUUUCGCAUCCACCUCGGUUACGCCACCCACGUCUCCUGAAGCACCACAGGAGAAACAUUCUGCGCCCCUGGCUAUUCAUGCGAUUCAAUCUUGUCUGUCCACGCCUAAAUCCUCCCUCGAUCUCUCUGAAUGGCCGCGACUCUCGCCCAUUCAGGGCGAGGAGGGACAGGCCGCAAUUGCGUACUGCUCUGGCACAGCCCAUGCAGCCACGAGCGGAACGCGGACAAACCGACCGUCGCUAUCCAGAUUAAUUCGGCUUCAGCAAAGUGGCUCCAACACGCCGUCCCCCGGGCCCAUCAUCGCUUCUCUUGCCACAAACAAGCGCAUCGCUUGA
Molecule: messenger RNA, 984 nt
Organism: Phanerochaete carnosa HHB-10118-sp
Lineage: Eukaryota; Fungi; Basidiomycota; Agaricomycetes; Polyporales; Phanerochaetaceae
Exons: 3
Coding region: 1-984 (327 amino acids)
Source: RefSeq, a predicted model, not a curated record